CUCGAACACCGUUGCUUGCAGGGGAAGAAGGCCCCUAGGGCGUGGGUCGUCAUGCAGAACUUUACAGCCGAGGCCUCCUCGGUCAUCCAGGCGGUGACCGGGAGCAGAGUGGUGUUGGACCCGUCUAUGACCCGGGGAAAGCGGCUGUGGAUGCGGGCGCUGGAAGCGGUGAGGCGGAAUCGGAAGAAGGACGGGUGGGCGGCGACGUUGUUCUCGGAGCAGUUCAAGGCGUUGCGAGAUCGGGCGAGGAGCAAGCGGUUGGCAGAGCUAGAAGCACAGAGUGCGACGGCGAAGAAGCGGAUUCCUCGUCGGGACGCAUUAGAUGCGCUGGUUGAUGUUCUUGAGACUGAGUUGACCAAGCAGCGCCGCCAUCGAGUCGAUCUGCCAGCGCACGGGCAGGGCAGCGAGGCUGACGGUGGGACUGCCGGCGGCGGCGGCGGGGGUGCAGACGACACGCCUUCGUUUGAUCGGUAUUCGGGCGAGCGGCUGCGAGGCCGUGGAGACGGGCGUGGGCGCGGGAGCGGGCGCGGGCGCGGGCGCGGACGUGGGCGCGGGAGCGGCCGGCGGCAUGGAGGCGCGCACACAAGGCUGCUGAGCUCUAAGCGCGGGAAAAGACAGAGCGGUGACGAGAUGUUGGAACCCGGAGAGCGGCGUAAGCGCAAUAUGCAGCGGCGAGUUGCAUCGAUUGCGUCGGUUGACCCGAUGGCGGCGGCUCGAGCGGCGUCGAAGCGGGCGCGCAAGCGGCUGGCUGAAGCCGCCCGUGCGCGGGAAGAAGCUGAGAGUCGGGAGAAGCAGGUGAAGAACUCGAUCUCGGCUGCGGCUCGUUUUGCCGAAGCCCGCGCUGAGCAGGCUGCAGAGCGGGCGGCUACGACGGUGGAGGCGGAGACGGUGGAGGCGGAGACGGUGGAGGCGAAGACGCCUGCGGCCGGCGGGGCUGUGCGGUCGCGGGCAACCGAACGGCGCGGCUCGCUCUUUGCGCUCACACCAGUGGUCAGCAACAUUCACCAUGAUCCGCAGAUGGGACGAUCGAUCUCUCUCCGGCCAAAGUGGAGCGACGGCGAGAGCAGCGAGUCGACGCCCAUGCAGUCAGUCAAGGCGCGAAAGGGGGCACUGACCCGGUUGGCAGCUUCGGCGGUCUCGCGGCGGGCGACGCCGCAGUCGUCGUCGCUGGUUGUCAACCAGCGGACGGUGAUGAGUCGGCGCGGGCCAAGCGCAAGCACCAGCAGCCCAGGCGGGCGGCAGGUGAAGAAAGGCGGCGCAAGCGCAAGCGGGUCGCGGGCAGGUGGGCAAGCUGGCACGCCGCCGCGGUCGGGGCCGCGGCUGCGGCGCGGAUCGCGGUCGACCAAAGUCGUGCCGGCUAGCUCGUCGCUGAGCAAGAGCCCCGGGUCUCCGUCCAUGCGCGGCAGCGGCAAGCAGCUGCUAGCGUUCAAGCAGCGGCGUCACUCUGUGAUUUCACUGGACUCGCCGCGGACCCGCAUGUCACGGGCCGAAGCUGCGAGGGAGGCGGGUGCGAGUAAGCCCGCACACGACGCGACCGACUACGAGUAUUCUCGGCUCUCAGUUGACUCGCUCAUCACGUUCCCGGACGACGGCAUGUACGACACAAUCAACGUGCGGGUGCUUGUGCCGGACGCCGAGUGGCGCGGCUGA
This is a messenger RNA of Thecamonas trahens ATCC 50062, 1650 nucleotides long. RefSeq lists its product as uncharacterized. Lineage: Eukaryota; Apusomonadida; Apusomonadidae. The record is from RefSeq and is a predicted model, not a curated record. The transcript has 3 exons. Bases 52 to 1650 code for a protein of 532 amino acids.